GUCGUCGUCACCUCACCCUGUCCCGCCCCACUCCUUCCAGAACCACCUCCACGCCACCAUUGCUGCCGCUAUAAGACUCUUCACUCCCGUUGCAGCGCAACCCUCAUAAGCACCAGACAGUUUCAUCUCAGUUUCGAAGCUAGCUAGCUAGCUAGGCUCGGUCGCUGAGAGAAGCAGGCAUGGAGGGGAAGGAGGAGGACGUCCGCCUGGGCGCGAACAAGUUCUCGGAGCGCCAGCCCAUCGGCACGGCGGCGCAGGGCGCCGAGGACAAGGACUACAAGGAGCCCCCUCCGGCGCCGCUGUUCGAGCCCGGGGAGCUCAAGUCCUGGUCCUUCUACCGCGCCGGCAUCGCCGAGUUUGUGGCCACCUUCCUCUUCCUCUACAUCACCAUACUCACCGUCAUGGGCGUCUCCAAGUCCAGCUCCAAGUGCGCUACCGUCGGCAUCCAGGGCAUCGCCUGGUCCUUCGGCGGCAUGAUCUUCGCCCUCGUCUACUGCACCGCCGGCAUCUCCGGUGGACACAUCAACCCGGCGGUGACCUUCGGGCUGUUCCUGGCGAGGAAGCUGUCGCUCACCAGGGCGCUCUUCUACAUCGUGAUGCAGUGCCUGGGCGCCAUCUGCGGCGCCGGCGUCGUCAAGGGGUUCCAGCAGGGGCUGUAUAUGGGCAACGGCGGCGGCGCCAACGUCGUCGCGCCGGGCUACACCAAGGGUGACGGCCUCGGCGCAGAGAUUGUCGGCACCUUCAUCCUCGUCUACACCGUCUUCUCCGCCACCGACGCCAAGAGGAGCGCCAGGGACUCCCAUGUCCCGAUCCUUGCCCCGCUGCCAAUUGGGUUCGCAGUGUUUCUGGUCCACCUGGCCACCAUCCCCAUCACCGGCACCGGCAUCAACCCGGCCAGGAGCCUUGGCGCUGCCAUCAUCUACAAUAGGGACCAUGCCUGGGAUGACCAUUGGAUCUUCUGGGUCGGCCCCUUCAUCGGCGCUGCCCUGGCUGCCAUCUAUCACCAGGUGGUCAUCAGGGCGAUCCCUUUCAAGAGCAGGUCUUAAGCUGCUGCAGCUGUGAGAUGCCAAUCCAAAUCGCAAGCUCUGCUUCUGAAAGGAUGGCUGUUCCCGGUGCAUGCUAUGUUAUUGUCAAGUUCCGAUUAUCUUCAAGUUUGCUGUGUUACUACUGUCUUUAUCUGAACCCAGACUUGUAAUUCCAGUACCCCAAUUGUGUAUCCCGUUAUCUGCAAAUUUGAGUUAUGAAUGAGAUAUCCCGUUAUCUGCAAA
Phragmites australis (common reed) is the source of this 1268-nucleotide messenger RNA. RefSeq names its product aquaporin PIP1-2-like. NCBI's taxonomy places the organism in Eukaryota, Viridiplantae, Streptophyta, Magnoliopsida, Poales, Poaceae. The transcript is spliced from 4 exons. Gene Ontology annotation, molecular function: water channel activity. Bases 180 to 1046 code for a protein of 288 amino acids. The record is from RefSeq and is a predicted model, not a curated record. Gene Ontology annotation, biological process: transmembrane transport; response to water deprivation. Gene Ontology annotation, cellular component: plasmodesma; plasma membrane; vacuole.